AUUUUAAUGGCUCGUUCUCGAUCACGUUCCCCAACUUCUCGUAAUCAGCAUGGUCGUUCAUCUGUGAGACGUCGAUCAAGAUCUAGAUCUUAUGAUAAAAGGCGAAGAGAAAUGUCUUAUAGAAGAGAUGAAGGAUUUAGCAGAGAGCGAUUAAGACGGGAUCGAAUACAAGAAGCUAUCAUCAACAGCAGCAAAAGAUCAAAGGAUGCUUUGGAAAGAUCUUCAGAUUUGAUGAGAGAUAGAAGAUCAACACGUGAUAAAAAUGAUGAUAGACUUCGUUCGGAAUUAGAGAAUUUAAAGAAUGUUGAUGAUGAAUAUGAUAAAAGUUAUAAGAAGCACAAAGAAAAGAAGGAGAAGAAGAAGAAGAAACAUAAACGCGAAAAAAAUGGCAAAGAACCUAAAGCAAAGAAGUCAAAAAGAAAAGAUACCGCAGACGAAACUGAUUUAGAUUCUGAUGACGAGAAGCAAUUAAUUGAGAAAAGAAGAAAACAACGUUCUGAGCUUUUGGAAAAAAUUAGAAAUGAGAAAGGAAUGAUUGACGGUGAACCUAUGCACAGGUAA
Messenger RNA from Meloidogyne enterolobii, 561 nucleotides. Lineage: Eukaryota; Metazoa; Nematoda; Chromadorea; Rhabditida; Meloidogynidae. The record is from the annotation of a GenBank genome assembly.